This is a messenger RNA of Selaginella moellendorffii, 1650 nucleotides long. Its product is annotated as beta-glucosidase 6. The coding region runs from base 35 to 1564 and encodes 509 amino acids. The transcript has 6 exons. Gene Ontology annotation, molecular function: beta-glucosidase activity. Gene Ontology annotation, biological process: carbohydrate metabolic process. The record is from RefSeq and is a predicted model, not a curated record. Lineage: Eukaryota; Viridiplantae; Streptophyta; Lycopodiopsida; Selaginellales; Selaginellaceae.
CAUAAAAGGCAGGCACUACUGACUGGAACCCAGCAUGAUGGAGAUUUCCACUCUAUUGCUCGCAUUUGGGACAAUGUGGAUUAAUCUCCACUGCGUCCGCGCUGCCCCGGCGCUCUCCAGGAGAGAUUUUCCCGCAGGAUUUCACUUCGGCACAGCGGCAUCGUCCUACCAGUAUGAAGGCGCGGCGACGACAGGAGGAAGGAAGGCAUCCAUUUGGGAUGAAUUCGCGAAAAUUCCAGGAAAGAUUGUCGAUUCCACGUCCGGGGAUGUGGCUAUCGACCAGUACCACCGAUUCGAGGACGAUAUCGACCUCAUGGUGGAUCUCGGUACGGAUGCUUACCGAUUCUCGAUAUCUUGGAGCAGAAUUUUCCCCGAUCGCAAGAUCAAUCCCGAAGGAGUGGCCCACUACAAUCGACUGAUCGACAGACUGAUCGAGAAAGGGAUUACACCAUUCGUGACGAUUCUUCACAGCGACACACCGCUCGCGCUGGACGAAGAGUACGGCUCGUGGCUGAGCCCGCGCAUAAGGAAGGACUUCGCGGAAUAUGCCGAGCUAUGCUUCUCUCUCUUUGGCGACCGUGUGAAGAACUGGAUCACGCUCAACGAGCCCCAUCUCCAGGCGAAUUUCGCUUACAUUAUUGGACUUCUUGCGCCUGGGCGAUGCUCUCAGGAGUAUCCCAGGGGCUGCGCAGCGGGGAACUCCUCCACGGAGGCCUACCUCGUCGUGCACAAUUUCUUGCUCGCGCACGCCGCCGCCGUGGGGAUCUACCGCUCCAGGUUCCAGCACCAGGGCGGGUCGAUCGGGAUCGCGAUCGAUGCGAGCUGGUAUGAGCCGCUGACGAGCUCCCGGAGCGAUGAGGAAGCGGCGCAGCGGGCAAGGGAUUUCGAGGUGGGAUGGAUCUUGGACCCGAUCUUCUUUGGGGAUUAUCCGGAUUCCAUGCGCCGGUUGGUUGGAGACCGGCUUCCACGAUUCAGCGUCGAGGACAAAGCUCUUGUCCAGGGAUCUCUCGAUUUUCUUGGAGUAAAUCACUACACUACAAACUACGCGACCACGGGCCUGGAUUUUCCUCUUUCACUCGUGGGCUAUUACAAAGAUCACAAUGUCCGGCUUCUAGCUCAAAAGGAUGGAGUCUCUCUAGGCCCACAGGUGAAUGGUAUCAACGUUGUUCCCUGGGGAUUUGAAAAGCUGCUGGGCUACAUUCGCGUGAGAUACAAGAAUCCACGAGUUUUCAUCACCGAAAAUGGGAUUAGCGACGCUGUCGAUUCCCUGACGAACUCGAGCAACUUGGGUGAUCUUACCAGGAUCAACUACAUAAGCGGAUACGUCGACGCGAUGCUCACGGCUAUCCGAAAGGGAAGCACGAUCCGAGGCUAUUUCGUGUGGUCACUCUGUGAUAACUGGGAAUGGACGAAUGGUUUUACUUGGAGGUAUGGUCUCUACUAUGUUGAUCGCCAUGACAACUUGACGAGGUACCCCAAGGAAUCGGCCAAGUGGUUCAAGAGCUUUCUUGCAGGCAAAUACUACAACACGAUUGCGAUGUUAAAUAGUGCUGCAAUCAAGUGAAUUUUGCAACACCAAUGUCACCAUGAUUGAAAGCAACACAAUCUAAAAAUCUGUUUUAUAAAAUAAAGUUGAAAGUCGUUACAAGA